Molecule: messenger RNA, 7290 nt
Organism: Mercenaria mercenaria
Lineage: Eukaryota; Metazoa; Mollusca; Bivalvia; Venerida; Veneridae
Product: dehydrogenase/reductase SDR family member 7B-like
Exons: 7
Coding region: 109-1026 (305 amino acids)
Cellular component (GO): membrane
Molecular function (GO): oxidoreductase activity
Source: RefSeq, a predicted model, not a curated record
GCAUAAAACUUCCGGCUACUUUCAUUUUCAUGUCGUCUUACGGACAAAACAAAAUUAGAUGAAUAUCACUUCUGUUAGAAAUAAAGAUAGCAAUUUCUGUUGGAGGCAAUGACCAUGGAGACACUACUGGCAGCUGUUGGUGGGACUGCUGGCCUACUGUAUGUAAUUUACUGGCUGUUAACUAACAGAAGAAAGACUGACGUGACUGGAAAAGUUGUGCUUAUCACUGGAGCCAGCUCUGGGUUAGGAAAAGCAUGUGCUGAAGUGUUCUUUAAGCAUGGGUGUAAGGUGAUCCUGGCGGGUAGAAAUAUAGAACAGUUGCAGCAGGUGAAGUCUGAUCUAGGUGAUACAAAGGACAAACAUCGUCUAGCUGUAUUACAACUUGACCUCGCAGAUCUACCCAGUAUAGAGAGAAAAGGUUUGGAGGCUGUAGACAUAUUUGGUCAUGUGGAUAUAUUGAUCAACAAUGCUGGUAUUAGCUACAGGGGCAGUAUACAGGACACAGAUAUAGAUGUACACAUGAAAGUCAUGACAGUUAAUUACUUUGGUCAGAUAGCCCUCACUAAAGCUAUACUACCUCACAUGAUGACAGCACGGUCUGGUCAUAUUGUGGCAAUCAGUAGUGUACAGGGUAGAAUAUCUCAGGCAUACAGGUCUGCAUAUGCAGUAUCAAAGCAUGCUGUGCAGGCGUAUUUUGACUGUUUGCGGGCAGAGAUGUCAACUAGUGGUAUACAUGUAUGUGUAGUCAGUCCAGGAUAUAUACAGACCAAUCUUUCCAAAAAUGCUGUCUGUGCUGAUGGAUCAAAUUAUGGAGUUUUAGACAAGACAACAGCUGAAGGUUUACCUCCUGAGAAAGUGGCAUCACUUAUAUUGAAAGCUGUACAAUCACACCAGCCUGAAGUUAUUCCUGCUAAAUUUAUCUAUAGACUGGUUAUUAUUCUUAGAGCAUUAUUUCCUAGACUGGUUUUCUGGAUAUUGUCUAAAAGAGCACAGAAACAAAGGAAUGACUAUAUAAAGACUAAAUAACAUAUUGAGUAAAAUAUAUAGUGAUGACAUUUACACAUGUUUAAGAAAUAGAACACUUCAGUGUAACACCACUUUUUUCUUGUGAGCCUUGUAAGGCUAGACUGUUCAAAGAAUAAGGAUGGCUGUUGUACUUGCCUCUGUCUCUGUGCCACUGUCACCUUCAUCAUUGCUUUCAGUUCAAAGUUUUAUUGCAAGCUUCUUAAUUUUACUCUUCUUAACUACUGCCCCUAUAACCAUCUAACCUCACUUAGUGUUUGAAUUUUUUAUUCAUUUUGUUCUUACUUUUUCAAUUCUUAAGAUAAGACAUUGCAAUUUCCCAGACUUGUGUAUUUUUUCCUGCUCUUCCUCUUUUUGGUGAAUAUUUUUUAUGAGAGAAUCUUAUUUAAAAAGUUAUAAAUAAAAAACACACAUAAUAAAACAAACUUUAUUUUUAAAUUUUUUUGGCAUGUUACUCAGAGCAUCAGUUCAUAUACAGUUCAAGGUAACAAAAUUGUUAUACAAUACCUUAAUAAUAUAUCAUCAUAUUUACAUAUAUAUAACAUGUUGUUGUACUUAGAUACCCUUAUAAAUUAAAUAAAUACUAAAUGAUUAAUCAGAUUUUGUGAGGGCCGCUUGAAUGUCCCAGGCUUCCGACAUGGAACCAUGAAGUUUAUUGACGCUUUUUCGCUUGAGACAGAUUUUGAAAAACAACCAGGGUACCACCCAUCUUGAUAUGCCACUACUCACAGUCCCUUACAACAUGUUUACGGCAUUUUGCCUUCUGUCCAUUUUCAUUCAUUUCAAGAACUUCUUUCUGGACAUUUUCUUCCUGUUCACGGUGUCAUUUUCGCAGACUGAUUUCAAUGUUUCGUGCUUUUUUCAUCAAGUUGCUGUGUUCUUUCUGUGACAUUUCACUUAACCAACUUAUCAGAUGACGACAAUUACGCUUCAGCUUUUGGUGGAAGGUAGCAUUUGGUCGCCUCCUUUGACUAGAGUCUGAGUCGCCAAAAUGAUGCUCACAGGGAAGAUUGUUGACUUGAGCAAAUGCUGUUCAUGAAAGAUCCUCUUUUUGACAGCGUGGUGCUAUAGCGCCCAUCCUGAAGAAAGUCAGCAAGCUGUUUACGCACUGUUCGUAACAUUGACAGAUUAAAGUCAGAAGGUCAUUAUACAAUUUAGACUGAUCAGUUGGGAUGGGGGUUAACAGUUUAUGAUGACAUUUCUCUGUGUGUGGUAUGGGUAAAUCAUCAUUAUUAAUCCAAGAAGUUUUGUUAUGAAGUAGACUUGGAUUCUCAGCACACUCAUGCAGAAAGGUUUCCAGUCUCUGUACAUGUGGACGAAGCUGAAGAUAGGCAGCAUUGCCCGACGUGGCAAGCCACCAGUAUGGUCCAGUGACCUUCAGAUAUACUGUUUUUAGAGCCCGUAACAUUGUAUUCACAGUCUCAGGUUGAAGAUCAGCUUCCACAGAUUUGAUUUUCUGCUGAAGUCUGGAAUAAGGAAUUAAACCUGUUGUCUUUAUAAUUUCCAAUAAGAGAUUUAAUUCCGUUGCUGGUACAAUAUGCUUCCCACCUGUCCCAUAAACCAAGUUGAUCACCUGCUGGCCCAAAGAUACCUGAUGCUGCUUAUGCAAUCCUUUCAAUUAUCACUUGUUUCUUUGACCAGAACUUGAAAAAUGGAAGUCUGUCUCUUCCAACUGGACCUUCAGAUGAAGUUAAUUUCAGUAUCAAUUCUUGCUUCAAUGAAGAAGGGCUUCAGCAUUAAUUUCAGUGCACUUUGUGAUAUUUUGGCACAACUAAAUUUAAUUUUGCCAUUUUCAUCUAAACCAUUGAGCGGUUUCCUGUAUAAGGGUCCUGCUCUAGGAAUGAGUGAGAGGUAACAGGCAUACAACUCCACGAUGUUAUACUUCCUAUCUGGCUGUUCAUAAUGUUUUAUUGGAUCCUGUACAAAUUUACGAGCCUUAAGAUGCCCCCUUGUGAAUUUUUACAAUGACCAGGCGUGAACUGGCUAUACCUGCGUGAUUGUUCCUUAUCAUGCAGUAUUUCAGACUGUGAUGCCUGGCAGUUCACUUGCUCUUGGAAUCCACGAAAUCCAAACAGAUUACUGUUGUAAAAAAUCAUAGCGUUCGACAAGAACAAUUAAUCACACCCGUUUCCCAAAAUGAAAGUUCAUCCUGCAUUGUAACGGGAUCACUUGAUAACCUAACCUUUUUAUCCCAACACCUUGUGCAUGCAACUCCUUCAUCCUGGUAUCCAAACUCUUUCUAAAGUCACUGAACUAGUACUGUCUUUGAUAAAGUUUACAUACUGUUUUCCACAUUUGUUCCUUAGGUAUCUCUGUAGACUACAUACCAAUUGGUGAAGUGUAUUAGGUGGAUAAUCUUGUCCAUCUUUGUGUUUUAUUUCCAUAACAAAGCAUUGGCCCCAAUAGUUUAACAUGUUGUCAUCAAGCAGAUCUAUAUCUUCUGUAUAGCAAUUUGCAUAAAGCUUAGGUCUUGCAUGCUGUUGUGACGCCUGAGAUCUUUUAAUCAUCAUCUUACAGUUUCCUCACAACACUAGAACGUUUCUGUUUUUAUGUUUCUGAUUCUUAGGUCCUUCCAAGUAAACACAUCGAACAACACAGUUUUUCCAGUUUGCUAGUUUAUUUUUUUUUAUCUCUAAAUCAUUUAAAGUCCUUGUGAAUUGUUUAAUAUUACUAUUGUAUUAUUUCCAUUGAAACUUAUUGUAUUAUUUCCUUUUGAAGCUAGAUCUAAUUUAACUGUAAAUUUUAAGAUGUUUGUCCUAAAGUUCGUUUAGAAGUCCCCUCUUGUUCGGGGUGUGUCAUAGAUUUCGUCUGCAAAAAAGCUUAGUGCUGUGUGCAUAAAUAUAUAUGAUAGACAAUAGAAGUUUAUCACAUUCGCGACACUCCGGCCAGAAAAGUAUAGCAAUAAAAUAUCGGAUAAGAAAAUGAAAACAAAUGUAGAAAAUAACAGAUGGAAAAUUCUAAAAAUAAACAGCACAGCACUUUACAAAGAUCUCUUACUCAAAUUGCCUUUCAAGUUUCAAAAAGAACUAGUCUAAAUUUUCCUAAAUUUUUAAAACUUAAAAAAUUAAUGUAGUGUUUGAACUGAAUGCUAUAUUCGAAUACAAAGAUAUAUAUGUGGCAUAAGUAUGAUAAAGCAAAACUUAUUCAGUACAUUUCAGACAUUCAUUCGUGUUUUAAGUCAUUUGUUUUGUUAAUAGUAUUUAUGAAUAAUGUAAAUUAAUUCGUAUUAAAUGCUAAAGAUAACUCUAAAGUGAAUGGAAUAAUGUCAAAGUUAUUUGAAAUUAUCUCCAGUAUAAUUAAGAACACUUUUGGUAUGAUCAAGUUUCGACAAUCUGGUACAAUGUACUUUUAAAUGUCUUCUAUUAAAAUACUCAUUUGUAAACAUGUUAUCAUGACUGAAUGUAAACACACUACAUAAUAAAAAGCAUAUUAUAAGUAUAGUAUUAUACGGUUUCAGUUUGUAGUAAAAUAAGGAUUUUGCAAGUGUCAGUCUUUUCACUAGUAGUCUCCCUUCAAGCACCUUAUAUAAUCCCAGUCAACACUCUGUUACUAUAUUAUCAAUUAAUCAGUUAGUUUAUCAGCAAUUAAUUUCCUUGUUCUUUCGCUUGACACAAUCACAGUCUUUCGUUUAGGACGUGUUUGCUCCACCUGGGUCAACUUCAUCGAUAUAUGACUCAUAGAUACCAGUUUUUGGAUUAAGUGUCAAAAAAUGUCCUGGCAUCAACGUUGAGUUGGAAUUAAUGUCAUUGUCAACAUAGACAAGUGGUCUUGAAUUAAGAACACUCUCUAUUUCCUUUAGUACGGUUUGAAAUUGGAUACUGGUCAAUGAUCUCCAUCCUAGAGUUAUUUACCCAUGUUUUUUCUUUCUUUAAAAAAUAAACACUUCAUUUCAAAAGAAAACAACUGGUAAAACUAUUUACAAAAGGAAUCUACAGAAUUAGCAAAAUAAAACAUUGUCAAUGGGCUCAUCAGCAUUUAACUGCUAUAAUUUUCAUCCACUCAGUAAUAACUCAAUUUUAUCUUCUUCCACUUUUUGGACUACUGUUGAAAAACGGUGUUAAACCCAACACAGACAAACAACCAGACAAACAAACAAACAAACAAACAAACAAACAAACAAACAAACUUUCAAUAUGUUCAUAAUCCUUUGGAUUUUCUUACUUAGUCUUUGUUUCAACUUUACAAGUUCUGCUGCUGUUUUGACUUUUUCAGCUUUCAAAAGUUGCAAAGAGGCAUUCAACUUGUCUAGCAUUUGUUGCUGCUUCUGUUCUUUUUUCUUCUGCAAAUACAGUUUGUAAGUGCUAUAUGCAUUAACACAAGAUCUUUUCGUCCUUGUAUCUAUCUUCAUGUUAGUGCUGUUCACAUUUUUCUUCCUAAGAGUUGUUUUGACAAUUGCUACAGCUUCAUAAUUUCAACAGUCAAACUUGCUUGGUCUUUCUCAGUUAUAUCAUCCCAUUAUGUUAAAGCUGGAUUCUACCCAAGGUCCACUGAAAACAGUUGGCAAUGAUGACACAAGUGUUUUGAGUGCUGGAUAUCUUGGUCUGUUAAAACUUUCCAUAACAAACACCUUACCCCAGAAUCCAGUGUCAACAGGCUCCUUGGCUUCAUAGUUAGCAGCCAGGCGUUUUGAAGUCUUCAUCCACAUUAUAUCUGGCAGAUUCCUCGGACAGUUUGCCCAUCUGCACCUGGUCCUCAGAGAACACUGGAAUAUUGGUGGCCAGUCUUUGUAAUGAUUUUACUGUUUGUUGAUGGCCAACAAAGUCUGGGUCCAUAACUGAGAGCAGUCUGAGUGUGGUAUUUGUUAAUGGCAUCUGAAGCAUCUUAGGUUAGCAUAUACAUCAUGGACGAAGCGAUGGCAUGUUUUGUCUGGGCGAGCUUUGUUCAGGUUAACAAAUGCAUACUUUCCAACACCCAAGUCCUUAUCUGACUUGUGUAUGUCCCUACUAUUCACAUCAAGUUAAACAAGCUGGCUAACACUUUCUGGGAUGCAUUCUUGCUUGAUGAACAUAACAAGGAACUCUCUGGUCAAGUCGACCAUCCUGCUGUGGAGAGUGUGAAUUAGGGGUUUCUCUGACUGAAACCAUCCUGCUGUGGAGAGUGUAAAUUAGGGGUUUCUCUGACUGAAACCAUCCUGCUGUGGAGAGUGUGAAUUAGGGGUUUCUCUGACUGAAACCAUCCUGCUGUGGAGAGUGUAAAUUAGGGGUUUCUCUGAUUGAAACCAUCCUGCUGUGGCGAGUGUGAAUUAGGGGUUUCUCUGACUGAAACCAUCCUGCUGUGGAGAGUGUAAAUUAGGGGUUUCUCUGACUGAAACCAUCCUGCUGUGGAGAGUGUGAAUUAGGGGUUUCUCUGACUGAAACCAUCCUGCUGUGGAGAGUGUGAAUUAGGGGUUUCUCUGACUGAAACCAUCCUGCUGUGGAGAGUGUAAAUUAGGGGUUUCUCUGAUUGAAACCAUCCUGCUGUUAAGAGUGUGAAUUAGGGGUUUCUCUGACUGAAACCAUUCUGCUGUGGAGAAUGUGAAUUAGGGGUUUCUCUGACUGAAACCAUCCUGCUGUGGAGAGUGUGAAUUAGGGAAUUCUCUGACUGAAACCAUCCUGCUGUGGAGAGUGUGAAUUAGGGGUUUCUCUGACUGAAACCAUCCUGCUGUGGAGAGUGUGAAUUAGGGGUUUCUCUGACUGAAACCAUCCUGCUGUGGAGAGUGUGAAUUAGGGGUUUCUCUGACUGAAACCAUCCUGUUGUUGAGAGUGUAAUUUAGGGGUUUCUCUGAUUAAAACCAUCCUGUUGUGGAGAGUGUGAAUUAGGGGUUUCUCUGACUGAAACCAUCCUGCUGUGGAGAGUGUGAAUUCGGGGUUUCUCUGACUGAAACAACUUGAUGUAUUCACUGAAAGUAUCCAGCAAACCUCUGAACAAAUGUUACUUUGUCUCAGUUUCAUUCCUUCUAGGGAACAGAUAGUCCAGGAUUCUGUCUUUUCCCUGUCUGUGCUUGUUACAGAUUUCUGCUGUUUUUUUCUGUGACAUCUGAAGCAGAAUUAUUGAUGCCUGUGCUUCAUCAGAGACUUGAUGGUCACUGAAUAUCUGACUGAUGACUGACCUGAAAUGAUAAAAAAUAUACAAAGAGUGUAAACAUUAUUACCUCUGAAAACAAACUGAUGAUGGAUUUGAUCAGCAUGUUAUAUUUAUUUUUCAAACUGAUCAAAAAUUGUUAUGAACAUUAAUAAUUAUAAGUCAUAAACACAUGUUUUAAAGACUACAAUUAAAAUGAAAAUGACA